AUGCGACGCGAGAGUGUAACCGCUACUCCACCAACGCACGCGAACGUGUUCACACUUCAGCGAUUCGAUUGGUGUGCCCGACUCAUCGAACGACGACCCAGUAACUGUUUUGGUUGUGACGAUCUAUUGACCCGCCAGUUAGGACUUCCCAGUCAGUCGGAACCACCGGUGCUAGGUACGAAGUCAGAUAGAAAAAAGCAUCUGCGAGACCAAGAAACUUGGUGGAUCCAAAGAGCUGAGGAAAGAGAGGAGUCAAAGAACGAUGAGAAUGUGGACCAGCUGGCGACGUCGAGGCAUACAGGCGGUCCGGGUCCGCUGUCUGAUUGUUGCUUUGUUCGCCAAUCCAACUACUACGCUUGGUGUGCUGGCUGGUCAUCUGCAGUUAUUCAGCCGGAUUCCAGACCCAUAGCGCAUCCGCGGACAGUGAUUCUGGAAUCCCCGACAUCUCCGAAAAUAGGCAAACGCCUUUUAUCUCUCAAGGGUCACCGACUGUCGGUCCUUAUGAACUUACAUCCGCUCUGUUUAAAGCAAGAGCUGGAACUCUCAGUUGCUGUGGCAACUUUUCGGUGCCUAACUGCUAUACCACCCGACGGCGUUAUGAGGGCUGAGAUACUGCCAAGUUGCUCAAACCUGGACAGGAGCGGUCAAGAUGUAGUGGUCCUGUUCGAACCACGGCAAGUUCGUGCCCUAACCACUUAG
This is a messenger RNA of Opisthorchis viverrini, 699 nucleotides long. RefSeq lists its product as hypothetical. NCBI's taxonomy places the organism in Eukaryota, Metazoa, Platyhelminthes, Trematoda, Opisthorchiida, Opisthorchiidae. Bases 1 to 699 code for a protein of 232 amino acids. The record is from RefSeq and is a predicted model, not a curated record. The transcript has 4 exons.